Messenger RNA from Hevea brasiliensis (rubber tree), 697 nucleotides. RefSeq lists its product as uncharacterized. The transcript has a single exon. The record is from RefSeq and is a predicted model, not a curated record. Bases 68 to 634 code for a protein of 188 amino acids. Gene Ontology annotation, cellular component: plasma membrane. NCBI's taxonomy places the organism in Eukaryota, Viridiplantae, Streptophyta, Magnoliopsida, Malpighiales, Euphorbiaceae.
AUCACCGUCAUAACUAAAAAAUUGAAUCUAGGAGCAAAACAAAUCAGUUUCAGGAAAUUUUCUGGCCAUGGCGAAUAGAAAAAGUUCCCGCAGAAGCCUGAAAAUAUGCUGUGGUGUGACAGCAAUUUUCCUGAUCAUUCUUGCUAUAAUUUUCACAUCUUUAGCUCUUACAAUCUUCAAGCCUAAAGAACCCAAAAUCAUUGCACAGCCUGUAGGUUUCGACAACUUCCAAGCAGGAAAUAUGACAGUAAAUGCAACGCUGAGUAUGGUUAUUACAAUUGAAAAUCCUAAUUAUGGAAGCUUCAAGUUCAGCAACUCUACCGGCUAUGUCAAUUACCAUGGAGAGCUUGUUGCUGAAAUUCCAAUUGAGGGAGACUUUGUUCCUGCUCAUUCCAAGGUAAAUAUCACCACUUCUGCUGAUCUAAUGGCUGAUAAGCUGAUAGAAAAUCCGUAUCUGCUGGAAGAUCUUCUGGCAGGGAGCUUGAACUUUACAUCAACAGCAGUUUUACAUGGGAAAGUGAGCGUGUUCAAGAUCUUGAAUUUGCAUGCCACUAGUUACAGUUCAUGUGAUAUAUCUAUUUUCAUUAGAACUCAAGAUAUUGAAUCUACUUGCAAGUCUAAAAUCAAACUUUAAUUGUUGUGAUGAAAGUAUAUGAUAUUCAGUUGUAUCAUACUAAGAGCUUGAUUUAAUUAGCAC